UUUGCCCCUCCCUGGCAUGGUGAUUCUGUCGGAGAGUGCGACCUGACCACACGAGCAGCAGAGGCAGCUGAAGGGGCUCAGCAAGGGCCUCCUUGCCCCUUCUAGGAAUGGGGCAUUUCCUGAUAGGGCCAUUAUUCAUAAAUGGAGGUUUGGAAAGUGGGGGUAGGGGCGCCCACGACACAGCUGGGGGGAGAGCACAGUGGCUGAUGAAUACAAAGCAUUCUUUGAGACAUGCAUAUCCUCAAAGGCUAGAGCCGGACUCCAGCCUGUGAGCCCCAGGCAGCUGAAAUGAAGACACAGGCAGCAGCCUGUGCGCUGGUCCAUGUGGCUGGCCAGGAGGACCGAGACUAUGCCAGGCCCCGGGUUAGUCUGCUUCGGUUCUCAUCCACAAGGCAUGGAGGCCCUAGGUCCUGGGAGCCACAGCGCCUCCCCAGCCUCAUCCACUCGCAGCCUGGACCUGCGGCGUCUGUCCAACCGCGCCGACUCGGCCUACAGCUCCUUCUCCGCGGCCUCAGGCGGUCCCGAGCCGCGCACGUUGUCUCCUGAGACCGUCCUCCUUCCUUACCUAGACUGGGACUAUGUGCGCGUGGUGUGGGGUGGCCCCGCGCCCGCCGCGCCCACCGCGCCCGCCGCGCCCGCCGCGCCCGCCGCGCCCGCCGCGGCCCUGCGCACAUCCCCACAGCCCCGGCCUGCGGCCGCUGCAUGCACUGAACCGCGUCUCCCACAGGUUCAGGGGACCCCGGGGCCGCUCAGCAGGCAGGCCACCCCGCUGCUGUACGCGCUGGCAGCCGAGGCGGAGGCCGCGGCGAGGGCCGCUGAGCCGCCCAGCCCGCCGGCCUCGAGGGCUGCCUACCGCCAGCGGCUGCAGGGCGCGCAGAGGCGAGUGCUGCGGGAGACGUCCUUCCAGCGCAAGGAGCUCCGCAUGAGCCUGCCCGCCCGCCUGCGGCCGGGGGCGACCGCGAGGCCCCCCAUAGCGCAUCCGCGCUCCGCCUCACUCAGCCACCCGGGCUGCGAAGUGGAGCCCGCGCACCCUGGGGCUCCAGCUCCAGGGACCAGCGACCAGGGCCACCUCGCCAACCAGCAGCGAAAAUGGUGCUUCUCCGAGCCAGGGAAGUUGGAUCGCGUGGGGCGGGCCAGUGGGUUGUCAGGGGAACGCUCGGCUGAGUUGUGCUCCAGCCCUGGCCUCCCUAGGCUUGAGCCCCAGGAGUUGCAGCACCGGACCCUGGCAGAGAUCAGACGGCUGCCUGAGAGCCAGCCCCGUGGCACGGAGGACCCAGAACCCGGGUCCUUGAAGCUCGGUGUUACCUACAGGCCUACCACUCGGAGUAGGAGCGCUUCAGGGGAAAUCUUGGGUUUCUGGGGAGAUCGAGGAGGGGCCAUGCCCAUAUCCCAGGCUGUUCCCCAAGGAGCAGAAUCCUCGAGACCAUUGUUUCAGACCAGACUAUCUAGGUUUCCCACUCAGAAGGAGGUUGCAGUGGUGUGUCCUGCAAAGGGCCCCCACAACAGCUCCACUGACUAUGAGAAGAGGGUCUCAGAGACUUGUGUUGUGUCUGCCCGGCUCCCCUCUCUUCCUGAUGAUGAUGUUUUCCUGGAAGAAGCCCCGCUGGUCAGAGUGAGAUCAUCUGCAGACUCCCAUGUCCCCCUGGGGCUCCCAACCAGUGUCCAUGCCUCUCCCCAGGAGUAUGGAGCAGGCUUGGGUCAAAGGGCUGACCAGGCUACAACCCCCCUAGAGAACUCCUUCCAUAAAUGCCCAGAGACUUCAGGGGCAGGUGACGGCUGGCAAGAGUUAACUGGUUCUGUGGAUGUCUCCAAACCAACAUGCUAUAGCCCCUCUGGGACUGCAAAUGGUGACCUCCCAACCAUUGACUCCAGUGGACUACUGACUACUGAGCCCCCUGCAGCUUCAGGGAGUGAACCCCCCAAAUUUCUCCCAGUGGAUACCCUGGGACCUCCAGGCUGUGAUACAACAGGACCACCUGACCACACUGCCCUGGCCUGGGGCAUUGACCAGCUUGGUUCCAGGCCAAGUUGGCCCAGUUCCCGCCUAGAAGAGUUGGUUCAGGAGCUGGCCAGACUGGACCCCUCUCUGAGUGACACUCUAACCUCCUACCCCAGCCCAGAGCCACCUGUGGCCCUGCUAGAUGGGCUGAUUCCUAUAGCUGAAGUCUGGGCUGCCAUGAGGUCAGUCUGUGGGGAGGCUGGAACUAAUGCUGCUGGCACUUCUGAACCAGGGUCCUACCUAUUUAGCUCUACCCAGCUCCUGCCAACUUCUCAGGAGUCAAAACCUGAAAGUCUUAGCACCCAUCCUGUGCCUGACCAGCCACGUGGCCACGCUCUUUCUGAGCCGAAUAACAGCAUUCAAACCAAGAAAGUGGAGCUGGCCGAUCUCCUCCAGAGGAUGCUGCAGGACCUUCAGGGAGAGCGGGAGCGGCUGCAAGAGGUGGCGCGAGCGUGGGCCAGGCGCGGGACAGCUCUGGAGGCCGCGGUAGGUCAGGCCUGCGCGCCCCGCGAGCUGGAGCGGUUCAGUCGCUUCAUGGCCGACCUAGAGCGCGUGCUUGGGCUCCUGCUGCUGCUGGGGAGUCGCCUGGCCCGCGUAUGCGGCGCGCUGACCCGAGCCGGUGCAGACAGCGACCCUGACGAGCAGGCCUCCCUGCUGCAGCGACUCCGGCUCCUGCAGCGGCAGCAGGAGGACGCCAAGGAGCUAAAGGAGCACGUGGCGCGGCGCGAGCGGGCCCUGCGCGAGGUGCUGGCGCGGACGCUGUCCGCCCAGGAGCUGCGCGCCUACUGCGCCCUGCUGGCCGGAAAGGCCGCCGUCCUGGCCCAGCAGCGCUGCCUGGACGAGCGUGUCCGGCACCUUCAGGACCAACUGGACGCUGUCAAGAGCGGCCUUGGUCAACGACCCUCACCUCCCUCGCCUCGCCCACCAGCCUGGGUCCCAGGGAUCCGACCUCACCAUAAAGUGCCCUUCCCUUCUCCUCUCAACUAGGGGCAGGGGAGGUGGGGCGCACUGUCUGUGCUUCUCACUCACGGAACUGGGGUGACACUGGUUUAGUCUGUGCUUCCUUCUGGGGAUGGAGAAGACGUGGGCCCGGCUUUUCCAGGAUACUUCUUACGAGUCUGCUCAUGUGGUCUUACCCCAAUCUUGUCGAUUAUUUGAUAAUGAGUUGAUGGAUUUAAAAAGCACAAACCUUUUUGUGUGAUGUAUCAGGGUUUGUUGAAAGGAGAGGAGAUAAGUCAAGGAGCACUUCAAUUUAAGAUGCAUAACAGCUUUUUAUCAAUAAAAAUUGAUUUGCGUGGUCUGUGCAUAACCUGUAGCAUAGCUUGGAGGAGGGAUCUUGUUUACCUAUUUACUAGAGCAGAAGUGGGAUUUGUGGGAGGACUUCAGUCAGGGCUGGGAAUUGCUAGGAAUACUGGAAGACUUGAAAAAAGAAUGGACCAGGUGGAUGCUAGACCUUCAACUCCACUGCUACCAGUAUUCCCUAAUUCCUUCCGGUGACUACAUCACUACCACAGAGCCUAGGCCUGCCUGGCUGAGCAGCUCUCCUUUGCUGAUUUUCCAACUUCAGUAAUGGAUCUGGGGUUACUGCUUCCCUUACAAAACCCCAAAUUGGAAAUGGUUUCCAAUGCUUUUGUUAACAAGGGGUUAAGAAGCAACCCAUGAAGCUGACCACAGCCACUGCAGCACGAGUUUGAUCCUCAGCCAGGGAGAUACCCACAUGGCGCAGCAGACCUCUCCUGGCUCACCCGCUGCUCCCCUCAGCAGUGUACUUCAGUCAGUCUGCCUGUUCUGUUCCCCACUCUGUCUCUGGUGAAUCCUCUCACCACCACACCCGGACCCCCACAACUCUGGUCUGUACCCCAGCUCUUGUAUGCAUAAAAAUAAAAUAAAUCUUUAAAAAAAAAAAACCCUGAUAAAUGUCCAGUUCAUUUGGAUAUUUGGGGGCAUUCACUCCAAGAUUCAGAACUUUCUUGUCUUCCGAUUGUUAUUUUUUUUAAGAUUUAUUUAUGCACACAAGACCUGGGGUACAGGCCAGAGGUGUGGGGGGUGAGAGAACUCACCAGAGACAGAGUGGGGAACAGAACAAGCAGACUGACUGAAAUACACUGCUAAGAGGAGCAGCGAGGGAGACAGGAGAGGUCUGCUGUGACAUGUGGGUAUCUCCCUGGGCAGCCAGGGAUCAAACUCCUGCUGCAGAAGCUGCAGAUAGCUUUACAGUGCUGUGCUUAACCCCUUGUGCUACCAGGGAGGCCCUCUUGUCUUCCAAUUGUUAUGAAAACUGAGUUUCCUCAGUUCUCCUUUGGAAACUCCACUGACUCAGCCAGACUUGAGGUGGGGGGGGAGAGUGGGAAUUGAAGGUAGAAGCUGAAGGUGAGUCCUGAGGGAUGCAGAGACUUCCAUGUGGAGACUGAAGACCUGGAGAGGCAGCCCUGCUUAUGUGUUAGUGAGAUGAUCUGGGGGUGGGCUGGUAUGUUAUUCUGAAACAGGUUACACUCUCCCCUUUAUUUGUGCAUCAGUCCUCUGUACACUGAGUCAAUGUUCUCAAAUAUACAUGUGAAAAUCUACUUUAUUAUUUGUAGCUGCAAAUGUCAGGGACAAGAACAUUGUACAUCAAACACUCUAGUGUAUUUCUGGAAGUUGGGCACACAAAAAAAGCAUGUGUGUGUGUGUGUUUAAAACCAACUGGCCUCAAAGUGAGAAAUCCCUGCUGCUGGGCUUGUUUUCUGAUGCAUAUUGUCACUAAGUGCAACUGGUUGGGAAUUUUAAAUGGUCAUAUUCAUACCAGAAGCAUUAGUUAUAACAGUUGUGCUAUUGAGCACAGAACAAUGCUCACAUUGUGCCUUUUUAUUAAAAACAUAUGGAGUUCCUGCUGAGGCAUUGCGGUUCUAACAUUAUGCUUCGCUUCUUUGAACACUGUGGGUGGGGCCCCCUCUUUAAGGUCCUCAGUGGAGUAGAAGCUGGAUUGGAGACACAUUCUGGAUAGAAUUUACUUAUUUAUGCCUCCUGCCCUGUAUGUCUCCAUCACAUUCCCCUAUUGUGAUAGUCCUAGAAACACAUUGACCAUUAGGCCAGUGGAAAUUGUGAAUCUCAGACAAAGAUGUUCCAGCCAGAUGGAGCAUGAGAAAUAGUGACUGGCAAUGUCCCAUUAAAUUGAACUUUGAUUCCGUUCUGGGUUUUUACAUGGAGAAAUAGGAAUCUUCUGUUCUUGUCCCUUCCAGAUAAAGGGGACCCUUAAGGUAGGGCCACACCUCCUCUGUUUGUCCUUCCAUCUAGCCUCCGUUCUUCUAGUCUCAGUUUCUUUUCCUUCCACGCCAUAUUCCUUCGGAGAGCAAGAAUGAACUCGCCAUAGGAAUUCUUUAUUGGCACCACAGUUCUUUAUUGGGAGACCAGAAGCCCAGAGAGUG
Messenger RNA from Talpa occidentalis (Iberian mole), 5403 nucleotides. RefSeq names its product protein Shroom1-like. Gene Ontology annotation, biological process: actin filament bundle assembly; cell morphogenesis. Lineage: Eukaryota; Metazoa; Chordata; Mammalia; Eulipotyphla; Talpidae. Gene Ontology annotation, cellular component: adherens junction; apical junction complex; apical plasma membrane. The coding region runs from base 323 to 2986 and encodes 887 amino acids. The transcript has 8 exons. Gene Ontology annotation, molecular function: actin filament binding. The record is from RefSeq and is a predicted model, not a curated record.